AUGUCUGCGAAUGUGUCACAUACAGAAAAAGAAUUAGAUUUAAGUAAUGCAGGCAGAGGUGUAUGGCUUGUGAAAGUACCUAAAUAUAUAGCAAAUAAAUGGGAAAAAGCACCUGGCAAUAUAGAAGUUGGUAAAUUAAAGAUAACUAAAAAUCCUGGUCAAAAAGCAGAAGUAUCUCUUAGAUUAUCUGAAGCUGUUUUAGCUUUAAAAGAACCUGGAGAGGAAGAAAUUCCAAAACAACAUAGAUUAGAUGUUACAACAGUAACAAAACAAAUGUUAGGUGUAUUUUCUCAUGUUACGCGUAAGUCAUUACAAAAAAUAUUUGAACAUAAGAUAUUUAUCGUUUUAACAAAUUCAUCUUUUCUAGCUUCAAGCAGUUCAGAUUCUAUAGUUCCUGAAACUGAAAAACUUUAUAUGGAAGGAAGAAUUGUACAAAAAUUAGAAUGUCGUCCAUAUGCUGAUAAUUGUUAUAUGAAAUUAAAAUUACAAAGCAUUAAAAGGGCUUCUGUACCACAAAGACAAGUUCAGCAAUUAGAUAGAGUAGUCCAAAAUUUCAAACCAGUUUCUGAUCAUAAGCAUAAUAUUGAAUAUGCAGAAAAGAAAAAGGCAGAGGGUAAGAAGAUGAGAGAUGAUAAAGAUGCAGUAUUGGAUAUGCUAUUUGCUGCAUUUGAAAAACAUCAAUAUUAUAACAUAAGAGAUCUUGUAAAGAUUACAAGACAACCUAUUGUAUAUCUGAAGGAAAUAUUAAAUGAAGUUUGUAAUUAUAAUUUGAAAAAUCCUCACAGAAAUAUGUGGGAGUUAAAACCAGAAUAUCGACAUUAUAAAGAAGAAGAAAAACUUGAAGAUAUACAAAAAAAAAUUGAUGAAUCAGAUGAUGAUUAAAAGGUAUUUGUUUCAUUAAUUUUUAUUUAUAUAAAGUGAAAUUUUAUACUAUUUCACUUUUGAGGCUGUGCAAAAUUAAUAUUGUUUAAUCAAAUUUUUUAGAUAUAUAUUUAUAAAUUUAUUGUGUUGUGUAUAUCAAUAUAGAAGAAAUAUUUUUAAGAUUAAAUAAAAUGUUUCUUUAUUUUUUUUAAUGUAAAUGAUUGAAUAUAUACAAUCUUCUCAAUUAUAAAUAUUACAAUACUUUUUUUUAUUAUAAUAUAAUUAUAAGAGAAAAUUGUAAAUUUGUAAAGCAUAUAUUUAUAUUUUAUAUAAAAAAAAAGCAUUGUAUUACUUAAAUAUAUAGUUACAAGAUUUAUAAAUAUUUCUAAAAUUGUACAUAAAAAAUAACAUAUUGUAUACAUAUAUUAAAAUAUUGAAAAAAUAAUAUGGUUCAAUGUUGACAUUUAAUUUAUAAUAAAUACAAACAAAUAUAUUUUUUUAUAAAUAUAUAUAUGCAUAUUUUAAAUUGUACAAUAAAUCGAGGAAUCUAUAUUUCAUAAAAUGUGUCUGUAUAUGUAUAUAAUCUUUCUUCUGUAUAUUUAUAAUAAACAUAAGAAAAUUAGUUAACAUAA
This is a messenger RNA of Apis cerana (Asiatic honeybee), 1493 nucleotides long. It is a transcript of the gene TfIIFbeta, whose product is annotated as transcription factor TFIIFbeta. Gene Ontology annotation, biological process: transcription initiation at RNA polymerase II promoter; transcription by RNA polymerase II. The record is from RefSeq and is a predicted model, not a curated record. NCBI's taxonomy places the organism in Eukaryota, Metazoa, Arthropoda, Insecta, Hymenoptera, Apidae. Gene Ontology annotation, cellular component: transcription factor TFIIF complex.